Rubroshorea leprosula is the source of this 1245-nucleotide messenger RNA. The record is from the annotation of a GenBank genome assembly. Lineage: Eukaryota; Viridiplantae; Streptophyta; Magnoliopsida; Malvales; Dipterocarpaceae.
ACCAAUGAUUUUCUCUGUUCCGCUUUCGUUUUCCCCUACAAGAUUCCCCACCACUUUAUCUUUAUUACACCAUUGCUGUGAUUCGCUUCAAGUCCAAGCAGCUCUCUCUUUCCCCCAUCGGACUCACUUGUCCCCGGUGUCUACCAGACAGAGAACUUCGAGGAUAUCACUGAUAAUGGCAACUGGUGUGCAAGAGGUUCUCCCACCGGCUCUCGAUUCCACCUCAGACCCACCUCCAGUUUUCGAUGGAACGACAAGGUUAUAUAUAUCAUACACAUGCCCAUAUGCGCAGCGGGUGUGGAUUACUCGGAAUUGUAAGGGAUUGCAGGACAAGAUAAAAUUAGUUCCUAUUGAUCUGAAAAACCGACCUGAUUGGUACAAGGAGAAAGUCUACCCCGCUAACAAGGUGCCAUCUUUGGAACACAAUAAUGAGGUGAAAGGAGAGAGCCUUGACUUGAUCAAGUAUAUUGACAGUCAGUUUGAAGGGCCAAAACUUUUUCCUGAUGACCCUGCCAAGGAAGAAUUUGCUGAGGAGUUACUAUCCUACACUGACACGUUCAAUAGAACAGUGUAUUCCUCCUUCAAAGGAGAGGGAGAAGCUGGCACUGCAUUUGAUUACAUUGAAGCAGCUCUUUCCAAAUUCAAUGAUGGACCCUUCUUCCUUGGCCAGCUCAGUCUGGUGGAUAUAGCUUAUGCUCCAUUUAUUGAAAGAUUUCGGGCUUUCUUGAUGGACGUAAAGGAAUAUGACAUUACAGCAGGCAGGCCUAACCUGGCAACUUGGAUUGAGGAGAUGGAGAAAAACGAGGCUUAUAAACAAACCAGGCAGGAUCCAAAGGAGCUUGUUGAGGGCCUUAAGAAACGUUACAUGGUACAACACAGUCCCCUGCCAUCAUCAUUCUGAACACUCACAACAUGAUUAUUUGUAUUCAAAAGUCUAUCUCUAACCCAUUUCUAAGGCUCUUCUGCAGGCUCAGCUUUAGAGGAAUCAAUUUGAUAUAUAUGAUUCUCCAACGGCUCUGUUAUUCUCUACAAUCCAAUGCUUGUGUUCAUGAAAUCAAAGGACAAAGCUAUGUAUUAUAGUAUUUCAGAAAGCUGUAUCAAAACUGCACAUGGGAUCUAAUAAUGUCACUAUCGCAAGACUCCUUUUGCUUGGUACCAUUUUUCAUCAUUCGAUGGCUUAAUUUUAUAAUGUCAUCAAAGUACUUUGGCAUGUAAUGCUGUGCAUAAUGAACAGAGCUAUGUAUU